ACUUCAUCUUCUGAUGCUUGUGGAAAUUCAGUGUUCAGUUGGCUACAAGAUUGGCCACAAUUUUUUUGCAGCAUAUUUUUUAAAUAUCAUAAUUAUGUUGUCUCAUUCCCUGUCAUAAAGUUACAGGUUUCUUGAUGCCAAUGCUUGCCCCCAAUUAAGGCCUUUUUGAAUAGUUUUAGUUGCACUACUUCUGUGUUUCUUUUUAUACUGGAGUCUACUUGUUAUGCAACCGGACAGUCGGUUGCAAAUUUUUUCAGCAUCAAUUUACAUUUGGAGGAACUGUUGUGAUUUUUCUUGUUUGUUUCCAGUGUAAUGCUGUAAUGUUGAACCAAAAACUUCAGAGCAGUUUGCAUUGUUUGUUAUUUUUCAUUUUGUACACCGGAUUUAUGUGGUCAUCAGAGUACAAAGUUGAAAUUCCAAAAGAAUAUAAUAAUACAGUCUGAAUAUUUAGAGGCAGCAGUUUCUCAUUUUGCAAUAAUGUCUUGCAGAUAUGCGAUCUUUCUCAAGUUAGUUUUCUUUUUGUUCACAAGACCGUAAAUGCAUUUUUUAACUUUUUAAAUCAUAUCCAUGAUUGUUAAUUCUGUUUCGUGCUGCUGAACACCUUCUGGUUUAUGCUAGCCGUGUACUGUGAUUUCUUACUUAGUCAUAGUGGUGAUAACUGAUAAGCCAAAUGGGUCAAUGGAUGUUAAGCCUUUUAUGUUCUCAUCUUUAUGUGAAUAUGAUUAUCAUGGAAUAUCAGGUUUCAAUUGAUGCAUUUUCAAAUUAAUUAUAUCCUUCUUUAGUACUUGCAAUUAUAUGACUUCAUGAUGUUGUUUCCAUUUAGAUUAGGUUGUGUGUAUAGAAGGGGACAAAACCUGUUGUUAAUACAAUGCCUGAAGUUGGAAACAUAGUUCACUACUUGGUCUCAAUAUACCCAUUUCCUUUAAUUGCUACUUCAUUCCCAGUUCCCUGCAGGACUAUUUUUCAUGGACGUCAUAAAGAGAAAAAGGAAGAAGUGGCAGAGCCAGAGGUUGAUCCUGAGCGGGAUCAGCGCACUGUUUUUGCUUAUCAGAUCAGUUUGAAGGCAGAUGAAAGAGACGUGUAUGAUUUCUUCUCACGGGCUGGGAAGGUGCGAGAUGUACGCCUCAUAAUGGACCGCAAUUCAAGACGUUCCAAGGGAGUCGGGUACAUUGAAUUUUUUGAUUCAAUGUCAGUCCCUAUGGCAAUAGCUCUUUCUGGUCAGCCUCUUCUUGGGCAACCAGUGAUGGUUAAACCUUCAGAAGCUGAAAAGAAUUUGGUUCAGUCGACUACAUCUGUGGCUGGUGGGGUUGGUGGGCUUAUCGGCCCUUAUUCGGGGGGAGCUAGAAGGCUGUACAUCGGCAAUCUGCAUUUCAAUAUAAAAGAAGACCAACUUCGUCAGGUUUUUGAACCAUUUGGUAUCGUGGAGUUGGUGCAGUUACCCAGUGACCCUGAGACGGGACAUAGCAAAGGUUUUGGUUUUGUUCAGUUCGCACGUCUUGAAGAUGCUAGGGCUGCACAGAGUUUGAAUGGACAACUGGAGAUUGCAGGCCGACUUAUCAAGGUUUCAGCUGUUUCUGAUCAACCUGGGAUGCAAGAUUUUGGGGCAAAUGCUGGUGAUUUUGAUGAUGAUGAAGGCGGUGGUUUGUCUCUGAAUGCACGCUCUCGAGCACUCCUCAUGCAGAAGCUGGAUCGGAGUGGCUUCGCUACAAGCAUUGGUGGUCCCUUAGGUACCCAUGUUGUUAGUAGUCCUAGCCUUGCGCUACCAACUGCACCAAUUCUUGGCGCCGCACCUGCAGUUCCUUCCCUUGUUGCUCCUCUUGUACAGUCUUCUGUUCCUGGACUUGCAGGAUUGUCAGGUGCAGGUCUUUCAGUUCCAACUGUCACACUACCUUCAGUUGAUACCAUUGGGGUCCCAAGUGAAUGCUUAUUGUUGAAGAAUAUGUUUGAUCCAAAAUUAGAGAUGGAACCUGAUUUUGAUAUGGAUAUUAAAGACGAUGUUCAACAUGAAUGUUCGAAGUUUGGAAGUCUGAAACAUAUUUAUGUGGACAAGAACAGUGCUGGGUUUGUAUACCUGCGAUUUGAAAAUACACAACCUGCCGAGGGUGCCCAACGUUCCCUCCACGGGAGAUGGUUUGCUGGGAAAAUGAUCACUGCAACGUUUAUGCUGCCCCAGAAUUACGAGGCAAAAUUUCCUGACAGCAGAUAGGAUGCAAGAUUGUGGAUGUAACUGUCGUCCAAAAUAAGUAUUGCAUAUUUACGUGACUUAUUGAAUAUACUGUACCACUGUCCACAUUAGCUGUUGUGUUGUGGUAUCGUAGGGGUGUGGCUUUGUGUUACAGAAUGAUAGUUAUCCUCAGUGGCAGCAACAAAUGACUGUAGACAAAAGAACCAAGUGGCUUACUUAUUUCAUAAAAAUUCUAGUGUUUUUUAUAUUUUUCCUUUUUAGCGAGGGAAUGUCUCAUAUUUAUUGUUUGUUGCCCUCUUGUUGUACGUUGUUACAGAAACAAUCAUAAUGGAUUGGGAAGAAGAUUUACACAAAACGGAUGAGCAGCUGAUGAGAUGAAUAUGAUGAUAGUGGCCCAUUGUCGAAUGAUAUAGCAUUUGUGCUUAUUCUCUGUUUAUCAAGGAUUAUAAAAUGAAUAUGCUUCUGUACCCGCUGGAUAUGUAUAUCAAUUUAUCAAACAUGUAAACAUCCAAUUUUGGCCCCUGUACAUGUGUCGGAUAUCCUCAAAUACAGAACUGUUAGGUUUUCAUCAA
Molecule: messenger RNA, 2757 nt
Organism: Cornus florida
Lineage: Eukaryota; Viridiplantae; Streptophyta; Magnoliopsida; Cornales; Cornaceae
Exons: 14
Coding region: 869-2206 (445 amino acids)
Biological process (GO): mRNA processing
Cellular component (GO): nucleus
Molecular function (GO): RNA binding
Source: RefSeq, a predicted model, not a curated record